AUGAGAGCCCCUUUAUUUGGUGCACUCCUCCUGACUUUCUCUACUGCUCACCAACUGCCCAGCAACCCAGCGGUAUUUCCAAGGCAAUCAUGUCAAGGUCCAGUCGCUGGAAAUCCCACCACAUGGUGGCGUGCUCAAAUCCGUCACAGCGGGACCACCCCCAACGCGGCCGACUCGACCUUCCAGUACUAUCGCACCGUGGUACAGUACGGGGCAGAUAGCACUGGUAUUGAAGAUUCAGCAGAUGCUUUCAACCAUGCCAUUGACGCAUGGAACCGGGCUGGCAAUACCGUCACUACACUCCCGGCAUAUGUCUAUGUCCCUCCUGGCACAUACCUGAUCAAGAAACCCAUACAGAUGUUGGUCAACACCUUCUUGAUAGGGGAUCCCGUAGACCCGCCGACCCUGUUUGCGGACCCAGCACUCGAGACCAACCCGGUCAUCAACGGCUAUGAUGCCCACCAGGGAGAAGGCAGUUCGACCAAGAAUUUCUACAUGGCCGUACGCAACUUCAAGAUUGACACUUCUAGGAUUGCCAGCAAUGUAAGGGCGAGAGCCAUGGACUGGUCUGUUUCGCAAGCGUGCAGUCUCACCAACGUGCACAUCAACAUGCCCCAUUCGUCAAGCCAUGUAGGCAUCACCAUGGACCACGGCGGUUCAGGCAAGAUUAUUUCUGACUGUUCCUUUACUGGCGGAGCAGUUGGCAUCCAGCUCAAUAGUCAGCAGUACAUGCUCAAGGGGCUUAGUUUUGAUGGUUGUAGAGUGGGCAUCUCAGUCCUGAGGUCCUACAUUACAACCGUCCAGGGCUGCAGCUUCACAAAUUGCGAGAUUGGCUUGGAUGUGAGCGGCAUCAACAGCACUGGGUCCGUGUCGAUUGUCGAUUCCUCUGUGUCAAGGUGCAGCGCCGGUGUCAAUGCCUAUGUAAGUGGUGAUGGCCGGGGCUCACUUGUCCUGGAUGGUUUUGCCGUCACCGAUGCCAUCGCCGUCAGGUCUACCAGUGGGGCUGCGCUCCUUCAGGGGUCGGUGCCCCAGGGCCAGACCUGGGUAAUGGGAAAUACAGGCCCUGACGGCUAUCAGUCCGGCAGGGUAUACCCAAUUCGUAGGCCGACGGGACUCUUGAUGGAUGGCAAGUAUUUUACUGCGCCCUUGCCGCAAUAUGCGAACUACGACAUUAGCCAGGUUGUUAGCGUAAAGGAGGAUCGGGAGCACAGAGUGUACGGAGAUAACUCUCAUGAUGAUGGCCCCGCCGUCAAUGCCAUCCUCCGCAAGAAUGCAAACUGCAAGAUCGUCUUCUUUCCUCAGGGCAUAUACCGUACGAGCGAGAUAAUCUAUGUCCCUCCCGGAUCUCGCCUAGUGGGCGAGGUAUUCAGCGUCAUUUCUGGCGUAGGUGCCCUGUUCUCUAAUCCGGACAUGCCACAGCCCGUCGUCAAGGUCGGCAACCCGGGCGAGAGCGGUGUGGCACAGUUCACCGACCUGCUCUUCUCAGUCGCCGACGUCCUUCCCGGCGCCAUAAUUCUCGAGGUCAACAUGGCUGGCCUCCGACCGGGGGACGUCGGUCUUUGGAAUUGCGUCAUUCGCGCCGGCGGUUCCAUCGACUCCCUCGUCAGCACACAAUGCGGCGGACCUGAUCCUGCGAGCUGCAAGGCCGCUUUUGCUCUACUGUACCUCACCAGAACCGCGUCAGCCUAUCUAGAGGACGUCUGGGGAUGGGUAGCCGACCACGGGCUGGACCCCGGCACCGCGGGGCAAAACAUCGCCGUCGGGCGCGGCGCCCUUGUGCAGAGCACCUCGCCAACCUGGCUGGUCGGCACCGCGUUCGAACACUGCACGCUAUACCAGUACUCUCUCGACGGCGCAUCAAACGUCUACAUCGGCCAGCACCAGACCGAGUCUCCCUACUGGCAGGGCCUGGGCACGCCCCGGCGCGCCCCGGCGCCAUGGGCUGCCCCCGCUGACAGUCCCCAUCCCUACGGGGAUCCGUCGUUUAAUCACUGUGCUACUGCCAACGGAAACGGAGACACCAACGACGGCGGCGGAGGAGGCGAUGACCGAUGCUACCGUGCGUGGGGACUGCACAUGUCUGGGAGCGACAAUGUCGUCAUCCACGGCUCUGCCAUGUGGGCGUUCUUCAACGCCAUGAAUGACAACCGCUGGGGUGACCCGCAGUGUACGCUGACCGGGGGCAUCUGUCAGACCAACAUGGCAUUCGUGGAAACGGCGAGGGCGAUCUGGUGGUUCUCAAUUGGGAGCAAAUCGUCGGAGAAUUUGCUGCUUGACGCGGGUGAUGGUGGCAAUGGGAGCGUCGUUGACGCUGUUGUGUUCAUGUCGCAGAAGGAUAACCCGGGCGGCUGGGGCGCCGUAGUUGCUGCUUAUAUGAAGAGUACGGAUACAGGGGAGGCGGAGAGCGACGAGUCAGCGGCAGCGGAUCUGUGGGUAUCACGAACGGCGUUGGCGGUGAUGGCUGGGGGGGUUCUCUAUGCGCUAGCUUUGUGA
This is a messenger RNA of Canariomyces notabilis, 2493 nucleotides long. Its product is annotated as glycoside hydrolase family 55 protein. The record is from RefSeq and is a predicted model, not a curated record. Bases 1 to 2493 code for a protein of 830 amino acids. Gene Ontology annotation, molecular function: polygalacturonase activity. The transcript has 4 exons. NCBI's taxonomy places the organism in Eukaryota, Fungi, Ascomycota, Sordariomycetes, Sordariales, Chaetomiaceae.